Molecule: messenger RNA, 432 nt
Organism: Symbiodinium sp. CCMP2592
Lineage: Eukaryota; Dinophyceae; Suessiales; Symbiodiniaceae
Source: the annotation of a GenBank genome assembly
AUGGAGAUCACCACUUUGAAGGAGCCAGGUCUGCACCCGGACACCUGCCAGCUGCUGAAGCCAAAGAAAGCUACCAAGCAGCAAGUCCAAGUCCUCCGCGACUUCGUGGAUGGCCCAUUGAACGAAGCCAUGGUUGCUUCGAGUGCGAAGCUUGCCAAAGGUGGCACCAUUCAUGCCCACGAUGUGGUUGUCUUCCAGCAGCAAGACGGACGUUGGGAAGUCGGCCAAGUUUGGUUCCACUUGGAAGUGGGUGCUCAACAGGUCACACUUCUCCAGCGGUGGACUCCCACGGUGAACAAAGCAUCCCACUCUGCGAAAUGCACCAUCGCGAACGAGCAAGGCUUCGUUCCCAUCGACUCCAUCCAGUACCCACUGCCCUCAGACCAAGAGGCCACGGUGCUCAUCCCGUACCAGCUCAACUGCAGGCUGUAA